CAAAUCGACAUCCGCUCAUGACGAGCUCCUUGCGAUAACUUAUCAUUUGUUAUUUCUGAAAAAAAAUGGAGAGGGGGUCAAGAGAUUGUGGAAGAUAAGGUGCGAACUUGAAGCCCUUAUACAAUCUAUAAAACGACCAGCCAGCCAUGAUCGCAUCCCCAUCUCCCAUCGACGACCAAUCCAUCAUGUCCGAAGUCAAAAGCGAAGAACACUUUCAACUCGACGAGAUUGACUACUCGCCAGAGGACGAGGCUCGAGCCGUGCGCAAGGUCGAUUUUUUGGUUUUGCCUGCCAUCGUCUUUUGCUUUUUGAUGCUUCAAUUUGAUCGCACCAAUUUAGGUAACGCCCAAACAGAUACUACAUUCCUUCCUGCUGUUGGCAUCACAACUAGCAAUAUCAAUAUCGGUCAAACACUGUUCACUCUUGGCUUCGUCAUCUUUGAGUUACCCAGUAACAUGCUCGCCAAGAUCUUGGGUCCGCACCGAUGGGUUCCUUGCAUCAUCUUCAUCUGGGGCCUCAUUACUCUUUGUCAAGCUUUUCUUACCAGCAAAGGUGGCUUCUACGCUACUCGAUUCCUCUUGGCUUGUGGUGAGGCUGGUUUUAUCCCCGGUAUGGCCUGGUACAUCACCCGAUUCUACCAGAACGGUGAACUCAGUCUCAGAUUGGCCAUUUUCUGGGCUGCCAACAGUUUUGCUGGUAUGGUUUCAGGUCCUCUCGCUCUCGGCAUUCUUCAAGGUCUCAACGAGAAGCAUGGCUGGCAUGGAUGGCAGUAUCUCUUCGCUAUUGAGGGUGCUAUGACCAUGGGUGUCGCCAUCUUCGCUUUGCUCUACCUCCCUGCUAGCCCCUUGGACGGCGGUCGAUCUCUCCUCAUCCCAGUCCUCAACUCUCGUGAUGCUCAAAUUCUCGCUGCUCGAAUACUCGCCGACGACCCCAAGAAGGCUUUCGGUCGAGGCUCGAAGAUUACCCUCGUUGAUAUCAAGGAUACAUUUGUAGACUGGAGACUUUGGGGUCACUGUGCUGCCGCGUUCCUUUCUUCUAUCAUAUUAACCCCCAUCAACACUUACGGUCCUAAAGUCAUUCAAUCUCUCGGCUACUCUGGCUUCACCGCCAACGGUAUGGCCGCUCCCGCCUCCGCCAUCGGUCUCGUCUACUCUGUCUCCCUCGCUUGGAGCUCCGAUCGUUUCCGCGAGCGUGGUAUCCACAUUUUCACCGCCAUGGCCCUCUCUUGUGCCGGUUGUCUUUGGCUUGCUCUCGCCCCCGACUCCGCUGGCAAGAGGGUCCUGUACGGAGGUUACCUUUUAACUGCUGGUACUAUGGGUUGUGGGCAAGCUAUCAACGCUUCGUGGGUCAGCAGCAAGUUUGACGAACGACGACGACCUGUCGCCUUGGCUACCUACGUCGCCUUCAUCCAAAUGGCGGGCUUCGCCGGUUCCAACGUCUUCAAAACCAAGGACGCCCCUCGAUACAAAGACGGUCUCAUCGUGUGCGGUGUCUGCUCCGUGGUAGGAGGCGUGAUCAUGCUUGUCUGGAAGCUACUUUACAUCUGGGACGACAGGCGGGCAAAAGAGGGGCGGAGGAGCGAGUCUUCCCCAGAAUUAGAGGUUCACCAUUUCUCAGACGAAAGAUCUAUUGAAGGGAAGGUAAAGGCGGAGAAAUAGAAAGGGAAAUACAAUAGAUACGAUAGAAGCUUUAGAAGUUAGAAGUUAUAUAGAGGGGUAACAGCUUUUUAUCUUUCGUUUUUGGUUCUCCGGGUUUAGUUUAUUUAUGUUGUUAUAAGUAGAAAUAGAAAGGA
Cryptococcus deneoformans JEC21 is the source of this 1792-nucleotide messenger RNA. RefSeq names its product tartrate transporter, putative. The record is from RefSeq and is a predicted model, not a curated record. Gene Ontology annotation, molecular function: transmembrane transporter activity. Bases 147 to 1658 code for a protein of 503 amino acids. Gene Ontology annotation, cellular component: membrane. The transcript is spliced from 10 exons. Gene Ontology annotation, biological process: transmembrane transport. NCBI's taxonomy places the organism in Eukaryota, Fungi, Basidiomycota, Tremellomycetes, Tremellales, Cryptococcaceae.